Molecule: messenger RNA, 4411 nt
Organism: Elaeis guineensis (African oil palm)
Lineage: Eukaryota; Viridiplantae; Streptophyta; Magnoliopsida; Arecales; Arecaceae
Source: RefSeq, a predicted model, not a curated record
CCCUCUCUUUUCGAUUAAAGCCCGAACCGCUCCAUUCCGCCCUCCCUCGCCUCUCAAACCACCCAGCUUCACCUGCUAAGCCGUAUUCGAUGCUGGACCCGCGCAUAACCUCGUGGAUCCUCGAGUUCGUCCUCCGCCAGCCCGCCGAGGAUUGGAUGGCCAACGAGCUCCUCUUCGCCCUGCCCCUCCCCUCCCCCCUUUCCCCUCGCCUCAAAAAAAUCCUCCUCCUCCGUCGCCUCUCCUCUGAUCUCUCCCGCCCCUCCCUCUCCGCCCGCACCCUUCUCUCCCUCGAGCUCAUCGAGGAGCUCGAACGCUACGCCGGCGCCGGCGCCCCAUCCAAUUCCCUCGCCGCCGCCUACGCUGCCGUCGCCGUCGAGUGCACCACCCGCUUCCUCCGCGAGCGCUCUGACGAUGACCACGGCGAGGACUUCUUCGACGCGGUUAACCGGAUCUGGAACUGCCGGGUCGCUGAUCUCGAGCGGUCGGAGGCCGCCGGCCUGUUCUCGCCGGCGCUGAGGGAGGCCAGGAGGGAGAUGGAGGAGGCCAUCGUGAAUCCCGUCGUGAGGGUCGGUCUCACGGGGAGGGACACAAAGAAGGCGGCUUUGGACGCUGUUAGGGUUUAUUUGGAAGAGGCCGAGAAGGAGAUGGGGCCUCCUUAUCUUGAGCACUUGGCGAAAGCGGUCUGCGAGGAGUGGAUGAGUUCAGGAACUGGGAGGGACGGCUCUGUGGUGGAACUGUAUGAAAUGUUGCGAAAUUUAUUGGCCUCUCAGGGGGAACGUGGGCGAUACGAAGGUCUACCUGAUGGUAAUACAGCAAAAUCAUCUGGAUUGCUGGGAUUUGACAAUUAUGAGGAUAGUGUGCUGGGUAGGGACAAGGAUGCACCUGAACAAGAUAAUAUGGAAGAAAACCAAAAUCAAAUGGACUUAAAGCUGGUGUUUUCUGUCAAUGAAGGUGCUGGCAAGGGCCCCAACAAUGACGAUGAUGCAAUUGCUCGUCCCAAUCUCAUGAAUCAAGAUCCAUCUGAUUUGGAGCAUGUGGAAGAGAACAGAGAGAGGGCAUCUUUAUCUUUUGUUGACAAGGGUACUAAAGAUGGCAAUCCUGGUACCACUACCUGUGUUGGGGACAAGAGGGAUUGUGCUGGAGCACCAAAGCCAAGCUUAAUGGAUUGGAACCCAACUGCCCGUACAUUUGAGUGGGAUGAAGAUUCCAUUGAAUCUCCAUCUGAAAAUUCACCUGAUCCAUCAAAUAAACUUCACCUCCCAAGUGCAAAGAGAAGAGAAAUUUCUUUACCAUUAGAAGACAAUAAAACAUUUGUCAAACGUAGAAGGAAAAAGAAGUGGAGUUCUCUGGAAGAGGAGACUUUGAGAAAAGCUGUUGAGAGGCAUGGAGUAGGAAACUGGAAAUUCAUUAAGAGUUGCCAUCCUGAAAUUUUUAAAGACAGAACAGAGGUUGACUUGAAGGAUAAAUGGAGAAAUAUGAUCAGGUGUAUUUAAUUGGAAUGAAAAAGGGUAAUGGGAGUCAGCUUUUAUUGAGCACUUGUUUGCUGAGGACAGCAUGCACACCUUUAAUCCUGUAAGUUCUAACUCUAUUUACAUCGAUUUUCUCUCUCCCCCCAAAUCAUCACGCACGCCCUAAUUGGUUACAUUUUCCUUAAGGGUCAUAGCUUGUUUUCCAUUUUCAUGCUAUAGACAGUUGACUUCCUAUGAAGGGAUUCUAAUUUGAUCAUCCAAACGGUCACCGUCCAAAGAUCAUCCUCUUGGGUCAUCAAGAGUGCUUGACAUUUUCAACUGGAGGUUGAUCCACAUAUUCUAUUCCUAGGCAUAAGUACAUGUGCAGAUCAUAAUUAACUGCAUGGAUCUUUCAUUUGGAUGGCUCACUAUUGAUUUUGGAAUCAUUAGUCUAAUUAUUGACCAAUAAUGCUUUAAAGAGACUUUUUGUUUUAGUGGUCUCUUACCAGGGUUUCUAUUUUAUUCAACUGAGCUUAGCCUAGAAAAUCGCUCUUACAAAACAAUUCCCUAAUAGAUGAAAAAGUAUCAUGGACAAUAACAUAAAUAUGGUUAUUUUACAAGGAUCCUUGCCCAUUAAGUUGUUCCAAAUUUUUAACCAGAUUUAGUGACAUUUGUACAUAAGAAUAUGUGAUUGCUCAAGAAUCAAACCAUCAAGUCUCAGACAGACUUAAAUCAAUUACAUUGCCUUUUAUAGCCUCGACAGACUAGGUUUAUCUAGGCAUGCUUCUAAGAGGGGUAGCUAUUGACUAAUAACUGUGCAUGAACCUCAAAGCCUCUGCCUUGAGUUCUAUGUAUUUGCAAAGCAUGACGUUUGGAAGGUUGGCAUAUGAUGUUGCUUCCAUAUUUUCUUUUUGCUGUCUUAUAUUGCUUGUCUUUAAACUAUUGAUGCUGUCAAUACGAUAUUUCUUCUAUUGCUCCAUGAGAGUUUCUGGACUAUUGACUCGGUUUACAGGGCAUCUCUACUGAAUACUUCCGGUGUAGAAAGUCUGUUUUCAGGGAUGUGCCCGCACUUAUGAAGUUCAUUGAAAUGUUUUCUGUCCUCGUCCAACAUAGCCUUAUAGAUGGGUUAACCCGAAGGAUCAUUUGGUUGGCCGUCUUUUGCACAAAUGAUUCCAGUUGAACCUGCCCAUUCUGAUGACUGCCGGCACUCGAUAAAUUAAAUCCAGUUAUCUGCAUGCCUGUAAGUGGUAUCACAUACUGAGGAAUUAUAGCAAAAGGAGUUAACUUGCUGAUGCCUGGAAUAGGGGCAUUUGAUCUCCACUGUAGGCUUGUAGAAUGUUCAAGACUUCCAUUUCUCCAUCACUGUUCUCAUAAUUCAUCAUCUACUUCCUGUUUUGUCAUCCUCCAUGACCAUCUACAUUUACUCCCUGCUUGACCAUCCACCAUGACGAUCUACAUUGAGUCUGUCAUCUCCUCGGGCUUGGAUGUUUGCUUUGAGGAGCUUCCUCAAGUAGAACCUUCCCACAUGGAGAAUCAGAAAGGCGAGACUUUUUACAAACUCAAUCGAGGCUCACAAGCCUCUCAUCAAGGACUCUGUUUCCUGCCACCUCUUCCGCCCUUGUCCUUGACUUGUUCUGCACUACAUUGAUUGAUAUGGCUGGUGAGCUUGGCAUCUCAUCUUUCUUCUACUUCACCUUAAUGCAGCUAUUCUCAACCUUAUUCUCUUUCUCCCUAUCCUCCAUCGGUGGUUCUUGUCAUAAGCAGAGGACAAUGAGAGGGAUGUUAAUGUUCAAGACCGCCUGCUGCCAACACCCCAAACUAUUCCACAGGUCUCAAGAGAUGAGAAUGAUGAAGGUUACACCAUAUGCGUUGACUAUGGCCUGGAGGCCAAGGGUAUGAUGGUGAAGACCUUCCCUGAGUUGGAGCCAAGAAAAUGUCCUUGACAGAUGGCCAUUGUCUACCAAAUCACCCUACAGUGCUGAUCUUCCAGUAGGACCCCUGCUAGAACUUGGGUCCAACAAGGUCCGCCUGGAGCAGCACAACUGCAUUGAAUGGCUUGAAACUGGGUCAGUGUGUUCUUGUGCUUUGGAAGUUUGGGUUGCUUUAAUUCUCGACAAGGGAGAUGGCUUUGAGGCUGGAGCGGAGUGGGUACCCAUUCUUGUGGGAUUUGUGCACUCCAUCCUGAUGAAAGAUUCAACUGCUGAUGCCGAGCGUUGCCAAACUUGAUGAGGUAUUUCCAGGGGGGUUCUUAAAGAGUACUAAAGGCAGGGGACUGGUCUGGCCAUCUUGGACACCUCGGAUGAAGAUGAGACAAGGCGGUAGGGGGACUCAUGACCCUAUUGUGGUGUAACUUGUGCCUGGAGAGCUUGUGGUUAGGGGUGCCUAUUCUCAGGUGGCAACUCUAUGCUGGGCAGCACCUGAAUGCCUUUAAGAUGCCUCGAGGGAAAUGGGUGUGGCAUUGGGCCUGAGGUUGGAUCAUGAUUAUGGAGGAGUUGUUGGAGAUGGGUUGAGGUGCGUAUGGAGGAUAGUGAGGAAGGCAAGAGGGGAAGGAUUUGGGAGAUGAAGGUAGCGAGCAGGAGAGUCAUUAAGGAAGGGGAAUCCUCAUUUGCGGCUUUGGAGUACUUAAAUAAAAAUUUAAAUAAAUACUUGGUAGGUAGCUGUGGGCAUGUAACUCAUACAAUCAUACACCAAAACUGUUACUAGUCAACUUGAUCUUCUGAGAGUAGAGUUCAUUGUUAUAUUGUCGGUUGUGGGAAAUUUGCUAAGCUGUCGUUCCAUUGUAUGGCCGCAAAGCAUCACUGUAGUUAACUUGCAAGGCAUACAAGAAAUGAGCUAGUUGUAAAUUGUAAUGUGGAUGGCACUGUCAUGUUGAACCUUUGUAAAUUUCAGAUAGGUCCUUAUUAUCAAUCUUGUUUGCUGAUACAUCCUCGGAAAUUGAGGAGAGACCAUCAGCUAGUUCUAUU